UGCUUCAUAUCCUGGAGGUACCCAGUUCGAAACAUGAUCAGGAGACCGGUUAACAUUGCUUAAGAUCUUUAUUGUUUUCCAAAGUCCACAGAAAUGUUGAGGCAGCACGCGAUUUUCUUUACGAAAUGUGUAGGAAGCUUCUGUUUGACAUUUCCGUUUUACUUAUUACGUCGUCAUAGCAACCGACAUUGUUUAUUUCACUCUUUCUAGUUAUCAGGUUCAGCAAAGUGGUGAGAGAAAUUUAUUCUUCUGAUUUUUUCAAAACGUGAUGUUGUGGGGAUACAGUCCAGCUUUGGAUCUGCGCCAUGAGUGGGAGCGGUGUAAAUACAAAGAAUCUGACAGUCUGAAAGAAUUAAACGUGUUAUUAAUUGGCUCUGCAGAUGGAAGACAUAUUCUGAAAACAUUAGCCCAGACUUACAGACACGAAAACAAACAACGUAUUAAUUUGUACGUGUAUGAAGCAAGUUUGGAUUUAAUUGCCAGACAAAUUAUGUUACUAACCAUUGCUCUGGAGCCCCCGGAAGAAUUUGAUUUGCAAGAAAAGACUCGUAUUUUUCUUGAGCUCUAUGGCAACUCCGUUCUUCGUCCAAAAACCGCUGACUUCAUAGCACGGAAGUCUGCGCAGUUUGUACACAUGGUUACAGAUCUCGAUUUCCAGGUUGCGCGGAUGCCUCUCCUCCGCCUGGAUCAGUUGAAGUACAAGCACCGGGACUACCUGGAGAACGUAUUCAAGUUCUGGCAGGUGCCCAGGACGAGGUUCCAGAUCUUGCAGCACUGGGACAGGCGCGUCCGUGAACAUCUGGGCUCUCGGUAUGACAGCCGCGUUGGGGUUUUCGACUGGGAUUAUCACAUGAAGCUUCGCCCCGCUGGAGCGGAGCACGUCACCGCCCGCGAGUACAAGAACUGGAGGAACACAGGCGUGGCCUUCACUUGGCUGGAUAUGGAAGCCACUGAGCCCAACUUGACUUUAGCCACCGCCCCCGUCCGGAUCGGCGAUAGACUGUGUCAUCAUGGCUACCUGGGGGAUAUCGUCACCGGGCCGUUCCUCGCCUAUUGCCUGGACUGCGCGGAUAAGGACAUGUUGCGAGUCGUGAACGGCGUUCAGUCGAAGCGUGCGGCCGACAUUGCCGAGCGCAACGUCUUCAGAAUGAUGCAUGAGUUGCUUUACGGCGAGCCGUUCAUUGCUUCCAGGCAGGCGAAUGAAAGCAGUGAAAGUGUUGUCAUCACAGAAGUCACAGAUGUAGUGAAAAGGAUGCAGGAAGACUCACGCGAUCUCCUUGACUCCAGCAGCUGCGAACGGGACCCAGCAAUCAAUGGAAAGAGAGAAGCUGCGUUUGCAAAAGAAACGUAUUCGGCAAUUCCCAUUGAUUCUGCCGAAGUGAUCUUCUUGCCAGUGUCGGCUAUCACGGAUCUUCCGCGCAAGGACAAAUACAAGAACUUCUUUCAUAUCAUCACAUUGUCACAAAAGAUGACUCAGUUUCUCACAGAAGACCUCAUGCGCCUGGCUUGCGAAGGAGGUCUUCUCGUCGUAGAGGGGAAAGUAUUUCUUCCUGAACUCAGGAAGGAAAAUUUGAUCGAGUUUGCUAAGAAUUUAAAUUCCACAGCAGAAGCUUGUCACUGUGUUCCUGCAACGGAAUUUAAUCCUUUAAAAGAUUCGGUGGCUAUGUUCAAUGUGAAAAGAACCUCAAAUCCUACUUCACUCUAAACUCUCACAUGAAUACAGGCAGUAUCUGUUCACUUUUAGUCAGAACAAGGGAAAACAUUGCCAAGAAAUUAAUAUUUUUUAGGAAAAUAAUUUCUUUUUUAAAUCCUUAUUAGCGGGUUUAUGUUUAUUUUGACCCCCUGAUUCGGAUAUGAGCCGCAGUAUUAAUAUUUUUUCUUGAGAAUCCGUAUGAAUAGCAUGUGAUUACAGGUUAUUAAUCUUUAUACCGAAAGUAAAAGUUAAAGUUGGCGAUGUGCUUAUUUAAACAUCCUUAAUUUCUCCACAGGAGAUGAGCUCUCAAUUAUAUAAGAUAAUCUCACGUUUCGUAGCUCUCAAUUUAAGCAAAGUAUAAACACAACAGCGCUGUGACAAUAUUAUGUGUAUUUUUGUCUGUUUAUCUGUCAUAUAAGACACAGUUACCAAGUGGUUUUAGUCGUUAAGUAUGUCGCUUGACUGUCCUCGCUUAUCUAUGACUUCCUGUGAGCAUGUCUUCAAUGUGACUGCGCGUAGGCUGCACCUCCGUGUGUUUUACUUGUGGAAACUGCAAAGUAAUUCCAUGGAAUAGAAUCUUUUUUGAAAACCCAAUAAUAGCUUAAUUUGCCCAAAAGUUCUCCAAUUUUCAUUGAACCCAAACGCUCAUUUCCAUGAUGAUUGCUGCAUAUAUUAUGGUAAGAGACGCCGUGUAUUCUGGUAGUUCUGCUGUAGUUUCCGACGGAUAUUCUCCCGCCAUCGUCAAGUAGAAUAGUGCACAGAAGUAAACCGAGC
This is a messenger RNA of Cryptotermes secundus, 2467 nucleotides long. RefSeq names its product dynein assembly factor 3, axonemal (gene Dnaaf3). Lineage: Eukaryota; Metazoa; Arthropoda; Insecta; Blattodea; Kalotermitidae. Gene Ontology annotation, biological process: axonemal dynein complex assembly; motile cilium assembly. Bases 269 to 1705 code for a protein of 478 amino acids. The transcript is spliced from 4 exons. The record is from RefSeq and is a predicted model, not a curated record.